AUGUUUUGCCAUAUCCUGCCCUACUUCUUGGCUGUUCGUGAGAUCAACCAGAGCCCAGUGCUCCUACCCAACAUCACCCUGGGCUACAACAUAUAUGAGAACUUCUUCAAUGAAAGAAUAACCUAUGAGGCCAUGAUGGACUUCCUGUCUACAGGGCAGGAGAAUGUCCCAAACUACAGAUGUGGAAGACAAAAGAACCUGCUGGCAGUUCUUGAAGAGGCAGAAUCUGAACUCUUCGAUCAUAUUUCAACGUUCUUGAGCAUCUACAAAAUUCCACAGUUUGUAAAGAAAGCAUUCCAGUGUUCCUUUCCAAGUCCGGUGUUAUCUAAGAAAGUUUGGGAAAAAUGCACAGAAAAAGAGAUCCAGGAGAACCUGCCCCAUGCCAUGGUUAAAAGAUACCUGUUGAAUGAUGGCUCUGGUAUUUCUGAUGUAAUCCAAGCUGUAGUCUGGAUCCUCAGUGCUGCUUCUUUCUCCCAACUUCACUGGUUCAUGAGAAUCUUCCAGCUUCAAAAUCUUUCCAGGGAUGGAGUUUAUUUGGAUGAAAAUGGGGUUCCCUUUGCUGACUUCAAUAUUAUGCACUGGAGAAUGUUUCCCAACAAGUCCUCUGCUGGGCUGAAAGUUGGAAGUGCAGAAAGAGAGGUCUUCUCCAAAGUCAAGAUCUCCAUCAAUCAAAGUACCAUUGAAUGGCCAAGAUCAUUUAACAAGAAAGUGCCUUCUUCUAGAUGUACAGAACGUUGUUCCCCAGGACAUGUCAAGCUGAUGAGAGAGGGAGCGCCUGUUUGCUGCUAUGACUGUUCUCUGUGUGGGGAAGGAACGUUCUCUAUGGAAGAAGAUGCAGCGCAUUGUAGCAGGUGUCCAGAUGACCAGUAUUCAAAUAAAAAGCGAGAUCAGUGUGUCCCAAAAAUUAUAAGUUUCUUGUCUUACAAAGAAAUGUUGGGACUCCUCCUGGCUUCCUUUGCUCUGGCUUUGUCCCUAACCACUGCCUUGGUUCUCGGAAUCUUCAUUAAAUACCAAGAAACUCCCAUAGUCAAAGCCAACAACCGGGACCUCACCUACAUUCUCCUGGUUUCCCUCCUCCUUUCCUUCUUGGCCUCCCUUCUAUUCAUUGGUCAGCCCAACAAAACGACCUGUUUUCUUCGACAAGCCACUUUCAGCAUUGUUUUUUCUGUUGCUGUGUCCUCCUUGCUGGCCAAGACUGUUAUGGUGGUGGUGGCUUUCCUUGCUAAAAAGCCAGGGAGCAGGAUGAGGAAGUGGCUCGGGAAGACUCUGGCCAACCUUAUGGUAUUUUCCUGCUCUGGUGUUCAGGUGGGCAUCUGCAUCAUGUGGCUUGGCAUCUCUCCCCCAUUCCCAGAUUCUGACCUGCAUUCCCAACCAGGACAGAUCCUUCUGCAAUGCAACGAAGGCUCAGUCACCAUGUUCUACAUCGCCCUUGGCUACAUGGGCUUUCUGGCUGCCAUUUGUUUCUUGGUGGCCUUCUUGGCCCGAAAGCUGCCAGGGACUUUCAAUGAAGCCAAGUGGAUCACCUUCAGCAUGUUGGUUUUCUGCAGUGUUUGGGUCUCCUUUGUCCCCACUUACCUGAGCACCAAAGGGAAAUACAUGGUAGCUGUGCAGGUUUUCUCCAUCCUGGCUUCCAGCUUGGGUUUGCUGGGCUGCAUUUUUAUCCCCAAAUGCUACAUUAUUAUGCUGAGACCUGAUCUGAACACAAAGGAGCAACUAAUGAUGAAAAUGAAGGAGGGCUCCUAGUUUUAUUCUCUAUUUUUGUAACUGGUUUCUUUUAAAUAUAAGGCAAGAUAGC
Molecule: messenger RNA, 1795 nt
Organism: Pantherophis guttatus
Lineage: Eukaryota; Metazoa; Chordata; Lepidosauria; Squamata; Colubridae
Source: RefSeq, a predicted model, not a curated record